Messenger RNA from Carassius gibelio (silver crucian carp), 2064 nucleotides. RefSeq names its product G-protein coupled estrogen receptor 1. The record is from RefSeq and is a predicted model, not a curated record. Gene Ontology annotation, cellular component: membrane. Bases 578 to 1639 code for a protein of 353 amino acids. The transcript is spliced from 2 exons. Gene Ontology annotation, molecular function: G protein-coupled receptor activity; nuclear estrogen receptor activity. Lineage: Eukaryota; Metazoa; Chordata; Actinopteri; Cypriniformes; Cyprinidae. Gene Ontology annotation, biological process: G protein-coupled receptor signaling pathway; cellular response to estradiol stimulus.
AGCUGUAGUGAUAUUCUGGUCUGGACCUUCUCCCUGACAGCAGCCAGUUGUCUUAUAACAGUAGGUGGCACAGACAGUGGAUCUUGUCCUGGGAAAGGAAUUACAAAUUUGUGGCAACUACACUGACGGCAUCACAAGCCUUUGUGAAUAAAGUGUUACAGUGGUGGUGUCAUUCGUGGACAAAAAAAAAAAAAAAUCAUGCUCAUGGACUGGAGGAGACCAGACUGUACUGGAUUGAAUGUGUGUGAAGAACAAAGUGUGCAAAAGAAAAAAAGGAAGCUCAAUCCCUAAGGAGAGACUCUUGGUGUUGGUGCCAUGGAUCACACAAGCCCAGGCAGCCUCCACAGCUGAGAGACUGCCCUGAAAAUGGAGGUCUUCAACCCUGGCUGCAUCUCCAGAGGCGAAACUGUCUGGGUGGAAUCUAUCAAACUUUGAGCGUCUUCUCGUAAACAACUGGUUGCCGUCAGAAUGCGAAAGCAGCCUUAGCGAAGGAUGCUCUCUACAAUGCAAACUGGGCACUUACACAAAUGAAGUAUGUAGCACCAUUCACAACAUCUGAAACAGAGACUAGGCCAGUAUGGAAGAGCAGACUACCACUGUAAUUCAGAUUUACAUAAAUGGCACUGAGCAGUUCAAUGCUUCUUAUGACUUCAACCUAACUGAUGUGAAAGAAAGCAUAGACACCUAUGAGUUUUACAUCAUCGGCCUGUUUCUCUCCUGCCUGUACACCAUAUUCCUGUUCCCCAUUGGCUUCAUUGGGAACAUCCUCAUUUUGGUGGUCAACCUCAACCAUAGGGACAAGAUGACCAUCCCUGAUCUGUACUUCGUCAACCUGGCCGUGGCGGACCUUAUUCUGGUGGCAGACUCGCUCAUCGAAGUCUUCAAUCUCAAUGAGAAGUACUAUGACUACGCUGUCCUCUGUACCUUCAUGUCGCUGUUCCUCCAGGUGAACAUGUACAGCAGCAUCUUCUUCCUAACAUGGAUGAGUUUCGACCGAUACAUUGCUCUGGCUAGCUCUAUGAGCAGCAGUCCACUGCGAACCAUGCAGCACGCCAAACUCAGCUGCUGCCUCAUCUGGAUGGCCUCCAUCCUGGCGACUCUGCUUCCUUUCACCAUCGUGCAGACCCAACACACCGGCGAGGUACACUUCUGCUUUGCCAAUGUUUUUGAGAUCCAGUGGCUCGAGGUGACGAUCGGAUUUCUGGUGCCCUUCUCCAUCAUCGGCCUGUGCUACUCCCUGAUCGUCCGCAUCCUCAUGCGGGCCCAGAAGCAUAAAGGACUGUGGCCACGCCGGCAGAAGGCUCUGCGCAUGAUUGUGGUGGUGGUGCUGGUGUUCUUUAUUUGCUGGCUGCCCGAGAAUGUUUUCAUUAGCAUUCAACUGCUCCAAGGCACAGCUGACCCAUCGAAACGCAGCGACACCACACUGUGGCAUGACUACCCCUUGACUGGACACAUCGUCAACCUGGCUGCGUUCUCCAACAGCUGCCUAAAUCCGAUCAUUUACAGCUUCCUCGGGGAGACUUUCAGAGACAAGCUGCGGCUCUUCAUCAAGCGGAAAGCCAGCUGGUCUGUGGUCUACCGCUUCUGUAAUCACACCCUGGAUUUGCACAUCCCUGUCAGGAGCGAGUCGGAAGUGUAGCGCAGGUGUGGCAACCUGCAGUUCCUGAAGUUGUCUCGCUUCCAGAACUCGAUCAUGAAUUGACAGAGAGAGAUCUUUGGGUUAGCUUGACGCUGUGAACACUGCCAGAUUCUUAUUUGUUGGCUGAGCGAAACAAGGAUUAUACAGGGUGAAUCACCUGCUGAUGAAGUGGAUUAUAAAACACGGAAACAGAGCUUGGCCUUAGGCUGCCUUUUACAGAUGAUUGAAAUCAUAGGACAGCAUGUCUCAAUGAAGACUAUUAUAGAAUGAUAGUCUCUGAGUCCAUUUUAAGGGAACAAAUAAAGUCAUGGAAGCACCUGCGACCCAUUAUCAAUCCGAUUCAUUGCUAUAUGUUCUCCAGUUUAUAUAUUAAUGUAACUGAAACUUGAUCUGUUCUGUUUCAAGUCUGAAUAAAUGCAAAUUUU